UGUAAAAAAAAUAAUAAUAAAUUUUAAAAUAAUUAAAAAUAUAAUAAUAAUACAAAAUAAUAUAACGAAUAGAAAAAAAGUGUUAACGAAUAAAAAUAAUAAAAGUGCAAUUUACAUUAAAAAAUUCGGCUUAAAAUAAGGAAUGUGGAUUUACUUCUGGCGAGUACUUUAAAUUCUAUAAGGUUGGAUGAUUAAGAAAAAAAGUUUUCAAAAUAAACCAUGUAAAUUUUGUUCAGUGCAAAAUCGUUUUGAAAGCCCUCAAAUUAAUUUGAACGAAAUCAACAAAUUGAGAAAAAAAAAAACAAAAAAUAAUUUUCACUUAAAUUUCAUAUAAUUUCUUUAUGUUAUUUAUGCGAGUUUUUGCGGUAAACAAAAAAUAUCAAUUUUUGUUUAUUGAAAAAACAAAAUUGAUAUUAAACCCAAAUACAUGCUUCAGUUAAGUUGAGUUUAACUUUAGCAGCUGCAACUUUAACUACAAAACUCAAACUAAAUUUGCAGAGCGAAAAAGUAAAAACUUUAAAGCAUGUCUGGCGGUUUAAUGUCUUGUGUAAGGGAAAAUUCCCCUCCCUUAGAUAUGGAUGUUAAUGUUUCGGGUCCGCUUUCUUUGCCAGAGCCCAACAUUAAUAACUCCGACCUAAUGGGCAGUGUACACUCAUCAUCACAUCAUAAUAUUAUGACUUCUACGCCGCUGGCGGCUCAACCCUCAUCAUCUUUACAUGCAGAGAGUGUAGGUGGCGGUGCGGGUGCAGGUUUUACACCAACUGCCACACCACCCAAUACAGAACAAACCAAAAGACGACGAUUUCAUCCGUUACGCAAUCUACGACGUAUCUUUCGCAGACGUACCAUAACCACAGCCACAGCAGCUGCCGGUGAUAAUACACCCACCUCCACAUUAACGGGUACUACGGCGAGUAGUAAUAGUGAAAAGAAUUUACGCAGUGCUACACUCUCGUCCAUAACAUCAGUGGCAUCGGCCUCAUCGCCAUCCUCACCACUUACCCAUCAACAGUUACAGGACGCUUAUUUGACACAAUCAUUGCCAAAAUCAAAAUCCGCUUACAGUUCUCUUUUGGGCGGUGGUAAGAAACAUCAAAGUCAUGAUUAUAAUUUGAAUGCGGAAACGAAGACGAAAUCAAAACAUAAACAUAAAAAUCAACAGAAACAUCAGCAACAAUCCAAAGAAUUAGAUUAUCAAUAUCAACAGCAACCAGAAGCCGAAGAUAUGUUUGGCACAACAACACAAACAUCAACAUCAUAUCAUCAUCAUGUUCAUUCAUCAUCAGCAACAUCUUCAUCAAUGGCCACCACUAAUGCGGCAGCCACAAAGUCUUCACUAUUGAGUCAGCGGCAAUCGAUGGGUGUGGCCGUUUUUCCGGGCGCCAUAAAUCGUAGUUUCUUUACGGAACGUCAAAAGUUACGCAGUGUUGGUGACUCCUCACAGGAUUUGGAUAGUGGCAGUGGUAAUGACAGUGGCACCGGUGGUGGUCAUAAUUCAUCAGCUGCAGAACGUGUGAAAAAUAGUGGUGGUAGCGCCAGUGGUGGCGAAAUGUCUGAUAGUCAACGUAGUUUAAGUGAAGGUCGUUUAGUUGAUAGUGAUUAUUCUCGCGAUGGUCUCUCCCAGUCGCACGACAGUGUUUUCUCCGAAUCAGCAACAGCCAGUAGUUUGUCUAUAGUUUUAAAGGCCGAGCUUGCUGAUGUCUUACGUAAACGUCGAAAUCGUCCAGAUGCCUCAGAUGAAGAUUUGGGCUUACCACGCAGUCCAGCAUCACCGCAAAGACGUGCGGUCAACUCACAGCAACAUGCUAAUACCGGAGCUUCAGCUUCGGCUAGUAACAAAUCGAUUAUGGGUGAAAAACACAGUGAAGUAUCCUCCCUGAGUUUAUUGAGCAUGAACAGUAAUGAGGGUGACGAUUUGAUGCUUAAUAGCACAACAAUAACAAAUAACUCGUCGACGACAACAACAACAGAGGUUGUUCAAGAACGUAGCACAGCAAACAGAUACUCACGAUCAUCGACUAUGUCGAGCAUAUCAAUGUCAUCGGAUAUUUUGAGACAUCGUGAUUCGUCAUUUAACGAUACUAAAGAUGAAGUCGAUUUAUUUUCAUCCGAUUGGCAACGUCUAUCACAUUCGGCGGCCAAACAUAAAAUGGCCAUAAGGCCGACCAAGAAAAAGGGUGGCCCUAGUCGGCAACAUAGGAGAACAUUGGAGACUUCCAUACCCGAGGCCAAUGAAGAUUUGAAUAAGUUCGUCAACAAACAAAUAUUGGAUGUAAAAGAUUUGGAUACCAAAGCUAAAACUCGUUCUCUCCCACCGGGCGUCAAUGCUGCUAAACUUAUGGAUGAAACAACAACACCACACACUGCCAGCAAGGAAUCGUCUAUAACGAAAACCACGAAAAUCAACAAUUCAAGUAGCACUCAAUCAACGAACUCUUCGAACAUUUCAACAACAACUACUAGUACUACUAACAUAUUUGGCUUGCGUAAUUUAACUGCCAAAGCCAGCGCCAUGUUUGAAUCCAAAGAUUCUCAACAAACCGAGGAGAUCAUUAAGAAAUCUGAAGUAUCUAAGAAAACCGAAAUUGUGGAUAAAACUUCCCAACCCAUGGAGACUACAGAAACUGGUUUCCUACGGCGUUUGAUGCAUCGCAAUUCAAAACGUUCUAUAGCCAAGGCUAAUGCAGAAGAAGGAGAUCAAGAUGAGCUUGAUAAGAAACAAAAUGAACCAAAGAAAAUACAAAUGUCGGUAAUGAAUAAUACGGUCACUAGCUCUAAUCUUGUGGAGAAGACCACAAGUGAAUUUGUAACUUACGAAAGUACAGUAGAAGAGAAACGAAAAGAGAUUAAAAGAGAAAUUUAUCAAGAAGGUAAAAUAAUGGGCUUGACAUCAGUUACAAAUAACUUUGCUUUAACAGCUAAAGAUGAGCGCAGAGUAGAGGACAAGUCACCGUCUAAACCCAAAUCAGGACCAGCUGCUCGUCAACGUUAUUUACCGCAGAACAUCAGUAAUGAGGAUUUGGUAAAAAUAAGUGAAGAAAAGUCAGUUUCUAAGGAAUCCAUACUCUCUAAAUCCUUAACCAAUGAAACUUUCCAAUCUACCUCUCUUAUACGAGAGAUUACCAAACAACAAUCCAGCAUGAAUACUUCGCCAACUAAGAACGAUCAUCAUUUCGAAAAGAAACCUAAAAUUGUGGGUCUCUCAGCUUUCCAGCAAAAAGUUUCACGCUCUAAUGAUUCAUUUGCCCGUUCUUCUUCAAACACUUCUAUGGUGUCCCUGGAUAAAUCUGAUGAUGAGUUAACCUCCAACAAACGCUUGCAGACAUAUGAACAGAAACAACGCAAAUCGGUGGAAAAGUCAAGAAGUUUUAGAGCCUAUGGUGAGCAAAAGGAAGAUAUCUCCUCCACUACGGUACACAAUAAUAUGCCCAGUUUACCCGACUUAAGUCUAAACUUAAGAGUUCCCUAUUAUAAGGAUUUCAUAGUAAACGAUAAGGAAUAUUCCUCUCCCUCACCACCAGAGCUACUGGAUGAAAAACAUACUUCUUUGGGUUUUGAAAUAAACGAUAAUAAAUUGGUGAAACCAGAAAGAGAAAACCGAAAGUCUUUCAGUAACUAUGAUAAAAAUAUAAUCAUGACAACCAGCUCUACUUGUUUGGGAGCCAGCAAAACUACACCCACCAAGCUAUUGACUCCAGCAGCUGUGGUAGCUCCCUUUAACAACUCAUCUACAAACUCAUGUAAUAAAAAUAUUUCGGAAAUAGAAAAUAAUAUAGAUUUGAUUGUCAAGUCUCCGUUUGUAAGUGUUAUACGAAAAUCUAUUAAUUUAACCGAAGAACAAGCAGAUGAGGUGACAAAAGUUACAGUUCCCGCAACAUUUGCCGCAGAAAAGGUUAGACCUUCGGUGUUGUCUUUGAAAAAAGAGAAAUCCUUGAGUGAAGAGAAUAUGUUGAGUUCUCCCAGCACAGCUUCGGUAAUACUGAGAGAUAAACCAGCAGUGAAAACAAAUACUCAAUACACUAGCAGUAUGGAAACGCAAACAAGAGAAAUUGAACGUAAAUCAGCACCAGCUGUUAAUAAUAAAACCACUAAUGGUUUUAGAUGUAACUCCACCCGAAGAUCUUCUAGUGUAAUGGAAUCGUCAGAGAUUAAGCAACGCUCGACAGUACCCGAAUUUAUGAAAAUACAAUUGAAUCGCGUGGAUCCUACUAGAACUUCUAAGAGUCAUGUAGUUUUAGCUAAAAAUGUUAAGGAAACCUCAGUUGUUGUCUCGCGGGCAAGUUCACCCGAAAAGAAUAUUAACAGUAGCAGUAUGGAUGAUUUAAGCUUUAGACGUUUAAGCAGUGAGAGUGUGGAUAUUAAUGAAAGAUCUUCACCUGAAACGGAAAAAAGAUUUUCAGGUCUUUAUCAUGAGGCCAUUAAUAAACAAGCUAAACUAUGUAUAGGACUACCGCCUAAGAGUCCCAUAAAGAAAACACCCACCACACCAACAACACCACCCACUCCCACCAUCAAUGAGAGAGAUGCCAGUAGAGAACAUUUUAAGAUGCCUGCUGAAACUUUGGAAAAUAACAAUAAUAAUAACAAUAACACUGCAGGCUCUAACACCAACUCUUUGUCUUUGCAAGAGCGCCGACGUCUCUUUAUGAAUGAGGAGAGAAACAAAAUGGAAAGAAAAAUGGAGGAAAUAAGAUUUGAACGCAAGAAAUCUUUAAGUGAAGAGGUAAGCAAAAAAUCCUCCACCUUAAAAUGUGAUGGUGAACAAAAGGAAGUGAUUAACAAGGAUCUGUCGCCGGUAGAUAGUUCAGUUAUUUUACGCAAAAAAUCAUUUGCUUCUUCGGUACAUUCUCUCAAUGGCAAUUCGGUAAAUGGUGGUAGCAACGGUAGUAGUAGUAGUAGUAGCAGCAGCAGCAAUAGCUCUAACAAAGAUGAUGCAACACCUGAACUAAUGAAAGUAUUUGCCCGAAGAUCUUUGAAAAUAAAAGAUGAAGAUUUAGACAAAAUGCUUAAUACGAAUAAUGCUAAUAGUAAUGUGUCGGCACCACAGACUUUAAAGAAAUUCAACAGUCCCUGCUCGAAUCCUAGUGUAGACAGUGAUAAAGAAAAUCAAUCGGCCAGUGAUGAGAAAUUAGAUAAAUUACCCAAAUUGGAAGCGAAAACUCACACCGGCCAAUCCACUCUAAAUGGCACGGUGGGCAAUACUAAUAACAAUAAUAAUCGCAAUUCUUUGGCCGAUUUUCGUUUAGGAGGCUGUAAGUUAGCACACUCGGCCUUGUCUAUGAAUAAUAAUAGCAGUAAUAAUAAUAAUAGUGCCGCCAGCAAUGGCGAUUCUACAACUUUAGCUAACAACAAAAGCUUUUUACCACCCAUUAAAAUAGCGGGCGGCUUUAGAGCCAUGUCCAUAGAGCGUAAUAACAAUCACAAUAAUGUUUUAUCACCUACUAAAGCGGCAACCACCUUGGAAAGAUCCACCAUUAAGCUGGGUGAUCUAAGUUCAUCCUCUAGCACAGAUGGUCCUUUAAAUAUCAACAAAACCAUUGAAAGAUCAGCCACUAUGGGCGAAUUUAAAGGCAUACACCAGAGAAGAGCCGAAUGGGAGCAAAGAGCCAAGGAAGCUUUAAAAUAAAAACACAAAGCUUUAAAGCUUUAACAAACAGCUGGCAAACAAGAGGCUUUCAAGUUGUUGUGGCUAAAAACAGAAAAAUAAGAGGGUUUAGAAAUAGUUAUUAGCAAAAUGCUUAAAUAAACCUCUUUUAUAUACAUAUAUGCCUUCCUUAAAACUAAACCUACAAAGAGCUUCUCUUCUUGACAAGAAAAAGAGCAUUUAUUUAAAAAUUUCUAUUUUUUAUCAACGAAAAUGUUUAUUAAUUCUGAGACUAUUUUAAAUAGAUUUAAAAUAUUUUUGAGAUUUUUGUUUCAACAUUUUUCGUUAACUUUUGUAAUUGUAUUAUUAUUAUUUUUAUUUUUUUUUUUUUGCGAAAAACAAAACCCCAACUUUAAGCUAUAAGACUUUAAGGUUAAAUUAUAGAAAACUUGUGUAAAUACUAAACAAAAACAAAUCAAUCAAUAAUAAAUUUAAGAGAAUUAGAUCAGUAAACUAAGAAAUUGAAAGAGAGAAAUUAUAAACUUACUCUUAAUAUAAACAAAGUUUAGCUGCAAUAUAAAAAAGCUUUUUUAGAAAAACUUUUUCUAAAACUUUCAAGAGAAACAUUAGCUAAUAGUAUGUUUAUUAAUAAAAUUUAGCUGCAAUUUAAAAAAGCUUUUUUUUUUAGAAAAGCUUUACAAUAAAAAAGAAAAAAGCUUCUUUAUGAAGAAAAAUGAGGCAAGAGUAUUGGUUAAGAGAAUAUUUAAGAGAACUUAAAAAAAUGAUCUUUUUUGGAACUUAAAGUUUUAAAUAAAAACAAAUCUUUUAAAUAUUAAUUUUAUUUAAAUUUCCUUUAAAAAACGAAUUUUAUUUAUUCAUUUUACACAUUUUCGAAAAUAAUUUUUCUAAAAUUUCAUUAAAAUUAAACAAAAUUAAUUUCAAUGAAAUUUGUUUCAUUCAUUUUACGCCAAAAAGAAAAUUAAAAUAAAAACAUUAAAAAGUUUUCUUAAAUACAUCUUUCUAAAUACUUUCUACAUCCUUUCGAAAGAAAGUAUAUAAAUUUUGAAUCGCAUUACAGAUUAUACGUCUAUUUUUUCUACUUUUCAAUUUCAAUUAAAUCCUUCAAAAAAAUUUGUUUUUAACUCAACUAAAUAAAAACACUGACUAAAUUAAAAUAAUUACAUUAAAUUUUUAAAAUUUAAAUUUUUCACUCACCUACAAAAUCAUAAAUCCAAAAUUGAAA
Molecule: messenger RNA, 6827 nt
Organism: Lucilia cuprina (Australian sheep blowfly)
Lineage: Eukaryota; Metazoa; Arthropoda; Insecta; Diptera; Calliphoridae
Product: serine-rich adhesin for platelets
Exons: 8
Coding region: 524-5626 (1700 amino acids)
Source: RefSeq, a predicted model, not a curated record